Messenger RNA from Erythranthe guttata (spotted monkey flower), 1102 nucleotides. The record is from RefSeq and is a predicted model, not a curated record. Lineage: Eukaryota; Viridiplantae; Streptophyta; Magnoliopsida; Lamiales; Phrymaceae.
AUGAAACUGUCGUACGAGAAGAUGGUCCUCUUAACCGACAAUUUUUCCGAGAGCAACUGCAUCGGAAAUUUCCAAUUCGGCAAACUUUAUUAUGCAAAGAUAGUGUACCCUGGAAUAACAGCAUAUUUUAUGGUGAAAAAAUGGGAAGUCCCGGAAAAUUGUGAUUACGAUCCAGGAGAUAACGAUCUUCGACUAAUGGACGAAAUGAUUUUACUUCGCCAUGAAAUGUUUAUUAACCAUCCAGGCAUGUUAAAGCUGUACGGAUUCUGCUUCGAUCGAGGCCUUAUUGGUGCUGUUUACGAGUUCAAGCCGUUUGACUCGCUUUUUAACCUCAUUCCUAAAGAAUCAAAGCUGCCAUCGGUUGUCAGAUAUCUGCAUCUCGGAAAGUCUUCAUAUUACCAACCUUUCGUACUUCACAAUCUUGAUGCUGCACACGUAGUUCUCGAUGAGGACUAUAAUCCCAAGCUGUGCGACUUUGGUUGUACGAGCGGUGGAAUUUUCCUGAAUAAGAAAACAUAUUCGGGUCAUAAUUCCCGUAGUUGCUAUGGGUGCAUCGACAUUGCACUAUGCAGUACAGGUGAUUGGUCGAUCAAACAAGACGUAUUUGCGUUUGGGGUUAUACUUCUCAGUUUGAUAUCAAAGAGGGUUUACACAGACGAAGACAGUGAAGCUGGUGCACCGUUUGUUUUUGAAUGGGCCUUCACGGAAUACGAAGAAGCCCUCGAAUCGAAAAGUGACGUGAAAGAAACCGAGUUUUCACUUGUCCACAAAAGUCUAGCUGCUGAAGAUGAUUUUUGUACAGUUGAUGGGCAUAAGAUAACUACGCUAGCGCUCGAGUGUGUAAAUCGAGAUGAAGAUGAACGGCCCACAAUGAAGCAAGUCGUGAAAUCUCUCCUCAAACUUGAAAUCGUUAAGCAAAAUGCCGACUUCAUUGGUGUGAACAAGGUGCUGAAUUCCUUUGAAAAUGGCAUCUAAUGUAUUGAUGUUCAUUUGGUGUUUCUUAUAAAUUAAUGAUGAAUGAAUGAUUGAACGAAGCUAUCUAUUGUAAAAUAAAUAAUGCCUUGGUGUUUAUUUUUUAUUUGAUAAGUUUUAUAUUAUUUAU